AUGAAAGUCAAAGCCCUCUCCCGCUCCGCCGCCACCUACGCCCCCCCCGGCAGCACCUCCACCGUCCAACCCCGCAACCUCAACCCCGAGCUUCACCCCUUCGAGAAGGCCCGCGAAUACACCCGCGCCCUCAAUGCCACCAAGCUCGAGCGCAUGUUCGCCGCCCCCUUCCUCGCCCAGCUCGGCGACGGCCACAUCGACGGUGUCUACGCCCUCGCCAAGGACCCGCGCUCCCUCUCCCGCGUUGCCUCCGGCUCUGGCGACGGCGAGGUCAAGAUCUGGGACCUUGCUGACCGCUCCCAGCUGCGCAGCGUCAAGGCCCACGACGGCAUCGUGAAGGGUCUUUGCUUCACCAACCUCGCCGGCGAGAGCCAGCGCCUGCUCUCCUGCGCCAGCGACCGCACCGUAAAGCUAUGGGACCCCUACGCCACAGACGCCGGCAAUGUCCCCGUAGCAACAUACCUCGGCGCAGGCGCCUUCAACGGCGUCACCCACCACCGCACAGAGUCCACGUUCGCAACGGCCGGCAGCACGAUCGAGAUCUGGGACGCGACGCGCUCAAAACCCGUCUCGAGCAUGAACUGGGGCGUCGACACCAUCAACACCGUCAAGUUCAACCAGAGCGAGACGAGCGUGCUCGCCUCCGCGGGGACCGACCGCACGCUCAUCUUCUACGACCUGCGCACGCAGAGCCCCGUGGCCAAGGUUGUCACGGCGCUGCGCACGAACGCGAUCUGCUGGAACCCCAUGGAGCCGUUUAAUCUGGCCACGGGCAGCGAGGACCAUAACGCCUAUGUGUGGGAUAUGCGCAAGCUGGGCCGCGCGCUGAAUAUUCUCAAGGACCAUGUGGCGGCCGUCAUGGAUGUGGACUAUUCGCCGACAGGGGAGGAGCUGGUGACGGGGAGUUAUGAUAGGACGAUUAGGAUCUUCAAGACCCGGGAGGGGCACUCGAGAGACAUCUACCACACCAAGCGCAUGCAGCGCGUUUUCUCCGUCGCCUUCACCACCGACACGCGCUACAUCCUGUCGGGCAGCGACGACGGCAACAUCCGUCUCUGGCGCGCCGAGGCCUCCGCACGCUCGCAUGUGCGCUCUGCAAAGGAGCGUGUCAAGCUCGAGUAUGACGCGGCCCUCAAGGAGCGCUACAAGCACAUGCCUGAGAUUCGAAGAAUCGCCAGACACAGGCAUGUGCCGAAAACAAUCAAGAAGGCGGGCGAGAUCAAGAAAGUGGAGGAGGCGAGCAUCAAGCGGAGGGAGGAGAACGAGAGGAGGCAUAGCAAGAAGGGGAAGAUGAGGAGGGUACCGGCGAGAGAGGCUAUGAUUAUUGCGAAGGAGUAG
This is a messenger RNA of Morchella importuna, 1338 nucleotides long. RefSeq lists its product as uncharacterized. Gene Ontology annotation, cellular component: nucleolus; small-subunit processome. Gene Ontology annotation, biological process: maturation of SSU-rRNA from tricistronic rRNA transcript (SSU-rRNA, 5.8S rRNA, LSU-rRNA). NCBI's taxonomy places the organism in Eukaryota, Fungi, Ascomycota, Pezizomycetes, Pezizales, Morchellaceae. Gene Ontology annotation, molecular function: protein binding. The transcript has 3 exons. Bases 1 to 1338 code for a protein of 445 amino acids. The record is from RefSeq and is a predicted model, not a curated record.